This is a messenger RNA of Ornithodoros turicata, 1615 nucleotides long. RefSeq lists its product as uncharacterized. Lineage: Eukaryota; Metazoa; Arthropoda; Arachnida; Ixodida; Argasidae. Bases 156 to 746 code for a protein of 196 amino acids. The transcript has 7 exons. The record is from RefSeq and is a predicted model, not a curated record.
CAUUAUUUUAUACUACGAAGCGUACGCUGAAUUACGAGCACAAGAUGGCGGCGGUCUGGUACGGCAGAGUUUUACGGCGCUGAGAGUCAUGAAAAAUUCCUGUGGUUGAAUUAUUUAGAAAGCAAGUGCUGAGGACACAUUUAGCAACGCGCAUUAUGGAUUCUCCGCGUACACGGAAGAAGCGAGGACCAUAUAAGAGUUACCUGGACCCAGACGCGGCAUUUCAGCUUCCCCUGUCCACCGCAAAAGCCUACAGACAACGAGCUAAAGCCUCUUCAAGCACGGACUCAUGUACUGGAGUCGACGACAGCCUAUGGGAUGCUUCUGUUAAUGAAACUUCACCGCAAGUACGUCUCGAAGAAAACAUCAGAAGUUCCCACUCCCACCAGUACGCUGCGCAGUGUCUUCCUGCUGCGGAAGCCGCUUUGAACUACAAUUCUGAUGCUCAGGAAGUUUUGAAGCAUUGUUUUGAUUGUGAUGUCCCAACACAAGAGCAGGGAAGGACCUCAGCCCAGAACGACAUCGAUGAACAAAAAGUACGGUCAAUCACCACCGAUUCGGACCACGGAAGCUUGCCUGAUAUGACUGAAGUUCAGCACAGUAGCACGCUGAGACCCCCACACCACCGUACCACCGCCAUGGCGCCCGGCCAGCCGGUCACAGGAGAAAUCUGCGCAGAAGGCGUAUUUUUUCGUCAGGCGCAGAAGAGAGAAUCACGUGAUGCCCUCGCCCGUUGCAGCGGUUAAUUUCAAACUGUUCGAGACGCCGCUGGAGGAUGGAGCUGAGGAACAUGUCGGCUUCUCGAUAGGAGUGCGGUAAUUUCCAGCGCGAACAGGUCAAGCACAGGUUCAGUGAGUAUCCCUCGUAGGUAACGGAUGCACCACAUGCGGCCACAGUCUAUACAGGUAAACGGGCGUGGUGUCUUUGUUUAUAAGCGUUUGUUUAAGACUCUAUUGUUCUUCCAGUCGAUUCAGCCCACCGAGUUCAUGAAAAUGAAAACGAUCCUGGCUGUGCUUAUAGGCAUAUUAGCGUGGUGUGCUACUUUUAGUUUGUGGUCGAUUCACUGUAGUUUUCAUCUUACAUAUUCUUUUAGGACUCGGAAAGUGUCUCUUUGAGCAAGCUUGGAAUCAUUUACCGUCUAAUGCGCUACAGUGUUCUUUGACGGCGGAACUUCUACUUGGCCGGUGAGUUCCAGCGAUUGGAAAACACGAAGGAACAAUGAAAUCGGUAGCCGUUCAUAAGGCAACAAGGGACCAGAGGCUACAGUGGCGUCGCUAGCAGGCAGGACCCGAGCUAAUUAUACUGAUGCAACACCCAAGUGCCUACGUGUACAGAUAAGCAGAGGUCCCAGCACAACCACAAGCCAAUAGUGCAGAAGAUAAACACGAGGGCUAUAGCAAAUUCAAGUCAACGCUUAUGCCAUAUGUGCUUUGGCCAUUUGGUGAACCACUUCAGAGGGGAACCGUUCCUGAGGACAGUUCAUCAUUCUGCAACUUUUUUGAGGAACUGGUUACUGGGAAAGUCGUGGUGACCAAGGGUGAUAUGCAGCUUAUGGUGUUCAAAUAUGCACUGCAAAAUAAAUUGUCUUUGACGGGAGUCAAGGGCUUGAUGGACA